AUGAAUAGAGGCCACAUUCCAGGCUAUUAUUUUGACGAAGAAAAGAAGAAGUACUUCAAGAUCCAGGCAAACCAUAUUGCCCCCGAGAAUGCCAAGUACAACAAGACCAACGCGAAGCUCGAACUGCGUGAGAACAAGAAACGCAAGCGCCUGGAGAAAUACCAGCAGCAAGUCGUACAAAAGCAGACGGUCGUGAGGCCCAAACUUCUCAGACAUCCGCUACUCUCUGAGACCGGCCUGCAGCGAGAGCUUGGUCGCAGACACUGUCAUGCGCAGGGAGAUGCAGCGUUUGUCCAUGGACUGGAGGCCAAGCAAACAGAAAUCGAAAUCCGAGGCUUCGCCCCUGAGGCCACCAUUCUCACCGACGCUCAUUUGUUGAAUAACGUGUCUCAAAUGCUCGUCGCUGUGAGGCAUGGUGUGGCCUCGCAUGCAAUGUACAUAUUGCACUGCGACGGCGAAUGGGGCCCCAAAAAGACAUACCCGACAAAGCAAGCCAUCCAUGCCUUCCACGAGCCUAUUACCUCGCUUCACUACAUGUCGGAUCCCGCACAUUGGAAUGAAGCCAGCUUUGGUGUGGUUAUGGCCAAUACGGCACAGCCGAACCGAUUCUCGGGCAACUUCUUUUGGUCCUUCAUUUCGGACAUUGGCUCCGAUGAUGAUUUGUCGGAAGACCGCCUUGAAGCCGUGGUUCUGAAUUAUGGCUCGGACACAGACACAAUCUGGGACUGUCAACUCGACGAAAUCAAUACGUAUUUCGCGUUGGGUGGCACGUUUGGCGCCAUAGUCAGGGGAAUUAGCGGCCCUGGCACAGACAGCGCCGUGUUGGAUGCAGAGGAUUCCGGCGAAGUGUUUUCCUUGGACUGGUUGGAUAGGAAAACCAUCGCCCUGGGCAUGAAACCGUUUUGUGAAUCUGAAGGCUACCACAACGUUGCUCUCUGGGAUAUCCGCAACAAGGGAGUCGCGCAACGGAUUCGGCGACGUGACAAAAUCAGCGGUGUCCGCAACCCCGACGCCAGCAGGCACAAUCUCGUCGUCACCAGCAGCCACGACAUCAACCUGUACGACCUGCGUUACGUCUCGAAGAGCGUGCCGUUGAUGUCGAUAGAGCACAAGUCGGGGUCUCCCACCUUUCACAUGUCGAUUUUGGAUGGCGACCUGCUGGCGACCACUGAUUGGAACAACAAACUUCAGGUCUAUUCCCUGAGGUCAGGUACGCUUGUUCGCACGCUGGCUCCGUAUGGAAACCGCAGGGGAAUCAUUUCGAAACCAAGGUGGCAGCAUGAUUUCAGAGGUGUCCCGUAUUUGCAGGCUUGCGUCGGCAAUACUAUUCAGCGAUGGACAUGA
Molecule: messenger RNA, 1344 nt
Organism: Zasmidium cellare ATCC 36951
Lineage: Eukaryota; Fungi; Ascomycota; Dothideomycetes; Mycosphaerellales; Mycosphaerellaceae
Exons: 2
Coding region: 1-1344 (447 amino acids)
Cellular component (GO): Cul4-RING E3 ubiquitin ligase complex
Molecular function (GO): protein binding
Source: RefSeq, a predicted model, not a curated record